Messenger RNA from Malassezia restricta, 468 nucleotides. RefSeq names its product calcium sensor Efh. The transcript has a single exon. Gene Ontology annotation, biological process: actomyosin structure organization; mitotic cytokinesis. The coding region runs from base 1 to 468 and encodes 155 amino acids. The record is from RefSeq and is a predicted model, not a curated record. Gene Ontology annotation, cellular component: myosin II complex; cytoplasm. NCBI's taxonomy places the organism in Eukaryota, Fungi, Basidiomycota, Malasseziomycetes, Malasseziales, Malasseziaceae. Gene Ontology annotation, molecular function: myosin heavy chain binding; calcium ion binding; cytoskeletal motor regulator activity.
AUGAGCGAGGCGAGUCCCUUGUCAAAUCUGACGCCCGUUCAGAUCAAGCAGUUGCAGCGCGUGUUUUACGCGCUGGAUAAGAAUGCGGAUGGGCGGGUGUCGCAGGAGGAUGUAGCCGCGGCGCUGCGCAGUCUGGGUGUACCUCAAGCGGAGGAAGAGGCACGUGGAUGCUAUGAGAAUGUGCCAGACUCGACGUAUGAGCUCAUGAGUUUUCUUGCGAUGAUGAGCGGCGUGCUCCAUCCGUUCGCUGACAUGCAAAAGCUGCGCGAGGCGUUUGAGAGCUUUGACGAGAAAGACGAGGGGUACAUUCCCACCGACACGGCGCGUGAGAUUCUCGACUACAACGACGACAUGACCGAUACAUGGCUCGUGCCGCCGUUCGUGGACCGCAGCCGCACGCGAUUCGAUUACCGCAAGUUCCUAUCGACCCUUGGCAUGUGCGAAUGGAAAGAGCUUGUGGCUCCUUAA